GGUCACAUGGUCCCCUCAUCACAUGUUCACCUGGUCCCCUCGUCACCUGGUCCAUCGUCACAUGUUCACCUGGUCCCCUCAUCACAUGGUCCCCUUAUCACAUGUUCACCUGGUCCACUUGUCACAUGUUCACCUGGUCCUCUCAUCACAUGUUCACCUGGUCCCCUCGUCACCUGGUCCAUCGUCACAUGUUCACCUGGUCCCCUCAUCACAUGGUCCCCUUAUCACAUGUUCACCUGGUCCACUUGUCACAUGUUCACCUGGUCCUCUCAUCACAUGUUCACCUGGUCCCCUCGUCACCUGGUCCAUCGUCACAUGUUCACCUGGUCCCCUCAUCACAUGGUCCCCUUAUCACAUGUUCACCUGGUCCACUUGUCACAUGUUCACCUGGUCACAUGGUCCCCUUAUCACAUGUUUACCUGGUCCCCUCGUCACAUGGUCCCCUCAUCACAUGGUCCAUCGUCACAUGUUCACCUGGUCCCCUCAUCACAUGGUCCCCUUAUCACAUGUUCACCUGGUCACAUGGUCCCCUUAUCACAUGUUCACCUGGUCCACUUGUCACAUGUUCACCUGGUCACAUGGUCCCCUUAUCACAUGUUUACCUGGUCCCCUCGUCACAUGGUCCCCUCAUCACAUGGUCCAUCGUCACAUGUUCACCUGGUCCCCUCAUCACAUGGUCCCCUUAUCACAUGUUCACCUGGUCACAUGGUCCCCUUAUCACAUGUUCACCUGGUCCACUCGUCACAUGUUCACCUGGUCCCCUCAUCACCUGGUCCACUCGUCACAUGUUCACCUGGUCACAUGGUCCCCUCAUCACCUGGUCCACUCGUCACAUGUUCACCUGGUCACAUGGUCCCUUCAUCACAUGGUCCACUCGUCACAUGUUCACCUGGUCCCCUCAUCACCUGGUCCACUCGUCACAUGUUCACCUGGUCACAUGGUCACCUGGUCACAUGGUCCCCUCAUCACCUGUUCACCUGGUCACAUGGUCCCCUUAUCACAUGUUCACCUGGUCCACUCGUCACAUGUUCACCUGGUCCCCUCAUCACCUGGUCCACUCGUCACAUGUUCACCUGGUCACAUGGUCCAUUGUCACAUGUUCACCUGGUCCCCUCAUCACAUGGUCCCCUUAUCACCUGGUCCACUCGUCACAUGUUCACCUGGUCACAUGGUUCCCUCGUCACAUGGUCCAUCGUCACAUGUUCACCUGGUCCCCUCAUCACAUGGUCCCCUUAUCACAUGUUCACCUGGUCCACUCGUCACAUCGUCACCUCGUCAUCUGGUCCACUCGUCACAUGUUCACCUGGUCACAUGGUUCCCUCGUCACAUGGUCCAUCGUCACAUGUUCACCUGGUCCCCUCAUCACAUGGUCCCCUUAUCACAUGUUCACCUGGUCCACUCGUCACAUCGUCACCUCGUCAUCUGGUCCCCUCAUCACCUGGUCACCUCGUCAUCUGGUCCCCUCAUCACAUGGUCCAUCGUCACAUGUUCACCUGGUCCCCUCAUCACAUGGUCCCCUUAUCACAUGUUCACCUGGUCACAUGGUCCCCUUAUCACAUGUUUACCUGGUCCCCUCGUCACCUGGUCCCCUCAUCACAUGGUCCCCUUAUCACAUGUUCACCUGGUCCACUCGUCACAUGUUCACCUGGUCCCCUCAUCACCUGGUCCACUCGUCACAUGUUCACCUGGUCACAUGGUCCCCUCAUCACCUGGUCCACUCGUCACAUGUUCACCUGGUCACAUGGUCCCUUCAUCACAUGGUCCACUCGUCACAUGUUCACAUGGUCCCCUCAUCACCUGGUCCACUCGUCACAUGGUCACCUGGUCACAUGGUCCCCUCAUCACCUGUUCACCUGGUCACAUGGUCCCCUUAUCACAUGUUCACCUGGUCCACUCGUCACAUGUUCACCUGGUCCCCUCAUCACCUGGUCCACUCGUCACAUGUUCACCUGGUCACAUGGUCACCUGGUCACAUGGUCACCUGGUCACAUGGUCCCUUCAUCACAUGGUCCAUCGUCACAUGUUCACCUGGUCCCCUCAUCACAUGGUCCCCUUAUCACCUGGUCCACUCGUCACAUGUUCACCUGGUCACAUGGUUCCCUCGUCACAUGGUCCAUCGUCACAUGUUCACCUGGUCCCCUCAUCACAUGGUCCCCUUAUCACAUGUUCACCUGGUCCCCUCAUCACAUGGUCCCCUUAUCACCUGGUCCACUCGUCACAUGUUCACCUGGUCACAUGGUUCCCUCGUCACAUGGUCCAUCGUCACAUGUUCACCUGGUCCCCUCAUCACAUGGUCCCCUUAUCACAUGUUCACCUGGUCCACUCGUCACAUCGUCACCUCGUCAUCUGGUCCACUCGUCACAUGUUCACCUGGUCACAUGGUUCCCUCGUCACAUGGUCCAUCGUCACAUGUUCACCUGGUCCCCUCAUCACAUGGUCCCCUUAUCACAUGUUCACCUGGUCCACUCGUCACAUCGUCACCUCGUCAUCUGGUCCCCUCAUCACCUGGUCACCUCGUCAUCUGGUCCCCUCAUCACCUGGUCACCUGGUCCACUCGUCACAUGGUCACCUGGUCCCCUCAUCACAUGGUCACCUGGUCACCUCGUCACCUGGUCCCCUCAUCACCUGGUCACAUGACAUGAUUAUUUCUGCUUAACGCUCCAGUAAAGUAUGUUUGAUGU
Messenger RNA from Cyclopterus lumpus (lumpfish), 2681 nucleotides. RefSeq lists its product as uncharacterized. The record is from RefSeq and is a predicted model, not a curated record. The transcript has 2 exons. Lineage: Eukaryota; Metazoa; Chordata; Actinopteri; Perciformes; Cyclopteridae. Bases 102 to 2642 code for a protein of 846 amino acids.